AUGACUAAAAAUGUUUAUAUACUAUUUGUUUAUAUAGUUUACGUCUUUCUUCAUAUGUUUUCGUUAUCCCUAAGAAUGCAAAAAAAUUUGUUUAAAUAUAUCACACCUAUUUCAAAGAAAAUAAAUUUAACUAGAAUAAAAAAGGUCAAAGCUUUCAGAAAAGAAAGAAAACAGAAAAAUAUCCACGUUUUCAAUGAUGCUGUCAACAAAUAUAUAGGUUUCGAUGCAUUUUUUAAAAAAUUAAACAAUGUAUCAAGCAGCCAAGACAAACUAAAUUAUAUUAACCUGCUGCAUAAAAUCAUUGAGGAUAAAAAAUGUGAGUAUUUCCUUUUCAGUAACAAUUAUAUGAGAACUAUUAUAUACAUUUUAAAUGAAAGACUUUUAACGAUUAGAAAAAAUGAAUAUCAAAAUGACGCCACCGAUUAUCAGAUAAUUUACAAACUUUUAUUAAUAUUUAAUAAUUUGACAAAAUAUCAGAAUUUUUACCAUGUAAUACUAAAUGACUAUACACAUAAAAAUGUAAAAAUGUCCUUAAUAUAUAUUAUUAUGAAUAUUUUAAAUGAAAAAGGAAAUAAAGAGACACAUAAAGAAGCAAAUUCUGUUUUUGAUUAUCUUACUUCCUUUUUUAAAAACACUGAUGAAACUCCAAAAAAUUAUAUAGAUCAAGAUCAUAUUAUAGAUGACCAAAUUAAAAAAGAAAAUGAUAUUAAGAAAAAAAGUGAUAUAGAAGAUAUUAAAAAUAAAAUUUUCCAUUUAGGAAAAAAUAUUUUAUUAAAAGUAAAAGAAGAAAAAUUAAAAAUAGAAAAUAAAUUAAAUGAGCAAUAUAAUAAUAAUGACAAUAUUUUAAAAGAUCAACCAUAUGCAAAAAGACAAUUAGAAUAUUAUCAAUUAGGACAAAACGAUAUAAGCUUACUAGAAGAAAAUAAAAAUGGGAAUUCUGAUGAUAUUGAAACGAUAAAGUCGGAUCAUACCAAUCAUCCUCAUUACUUUAACAGCAACAAUAAGGAUAAUAAUACCUAUAAAGAUUACACUAAUAGUACUAGUCAAUUAAACUAUUUUAAUGAAGAUUUUAAUAAUGAUGAUUAUAAGAAAAUGAAAAAUGACCAAAAAAAUGGUAGUGAACAAACAGAAAAUUCCAUUGUUAAUUAUACAGAGCAAAACGAUACUUCAUUUCAAAAUAAACAAGAUGAAGAAAUGAAAUAUAAAAAUAUGGACAAAAGAAUACAUGAGAUAAUAAAGGCGUCAGACGAUAAUAUUACAUUCGUGCCUUUUUAUUUUAAUAAAAAUUCUAAAGAUAAUAUUUUAACAAGUAUAAUUGUUAAUUUUCAAAAAGAUCAAAAGGGAAUAGUGGUUUACAAAAGAAAGCAUGACGAAGCAACGAAUGAAAAAGUUAACGAAAAAUCUGGGGAAAAUAAAUCUGAAUAUUUAAUAGAUAAAACGAUUACAAAAUUAAAGAAAAAAGGAAUUGCAAUUGAAAAUAUAGGAGAUGAUUAUAAUUGUAACAAUUAUUAUGAAGUGCAUGACAAUUAUGCCGAAGAUGAUACAGAUAUAUUAAAUUAUGAAAGAAAUGCAAAUGAUAAAAAUUUUAAUAUAAAAGAAAAUGAUGAAGAAGCAGCAUCAAAUGGUUAUUAUAAAAAUGGUGGCGAAGUAGAUCAAAAAAGUGAAGGACAAAAGGAAAAAAAUCACUUACGAACAAGAAAUGAGUACGAAGGUGUAGAUGGGGAAAAUGGAGAAGAAAUUUCCCAAAAAGAAAACGAAGAAAACAGUAAAACAAACCAAAAUAACGAACUAAACGAAUCAGAUGAAAUACUUGAAGAAGAUGAAUUGGAAAAUGAUUCGAAAAAUAAAACAAAUAAUGAAAAUGAAUAUGAUGAAAACAAUGUUAAUGUAGUUUAUGAGGAUAAUAAUAUUAAUAUAAAGGAUAUCAAUAAUAAGACAGAUACAAAAAUGGGGGGAAAUAGCAACUUUUUAAAUAUGGGAUUAUUAAUAUUGGCUAAAAAAAAACCCUUAUUAAAAGAAGUAAUUCCAACCAUUGAAAAUGAUAAUAAUAAAAUGCCAACAAAUAAAGAAGGUACUAUAGAAUCAUUCGAUAGUAAUGAUAUUAAUCAUAUAAUGAAUAAUUCAAUGUUCUCAGACAAUAUAAAAGGCAUUCCAAAUAAUCCAUAUAAUUAUCUAAAAAUCGAUAAAUUAGUAAAAAACAUUGAAACAAACCUUAACAUUUAUAAAAAACGAGAACAUAAGGCUAGCAAUAUUGAAGGGUAUGAUAAAAUAUAUUUAAAAUUUGAUGAAAGACAAAAUGAAUCAGAAGAAAUGGAUAAAUAUGUACUAAUGGGAUAUUUAAACUUUAAUUUAGAUAUGUUAAAAAAUUUUAAAAUAAAUAAUGACGAGACUAAUUUAGUGAUGUCUAAUAAUUCUAUUAAUAAUAGUAAUCCAUAUUUACAUUUAGAAUUAAUAAAGAAUUACAUCGAAUCAUUAUUUAACUAUAUAGAUAUAAAUAGUUACUUUACAAAUAAGCUAUUAAAAUUAUUAUAUGAAAUGUUAAUAGAAAAUCGUAACUCGAUAAUUUACAAUCUGUUUUAUUAUACUAUUUUAAACGAUGAAAAUAUGAAUAAAAUAAUUGAUAUAUUAUCAAAAAGUGUAAGUAAUAAUUUAAAUAAAUCGAAUAUUACGUAUGCGUUAAGAAUAUUAUAUAUUUUAUCUUUCCAACAGCAUUUAUAUAUUAAUAAUAUAAAAGAGAAAAACAAAAUAAAUGAAAACUCUAUGAUUCUUUAUAAGAAUGUUGCAAAAUAUCUAGAAGAUAUAAAAACUGAAGAUUUUAUUAAAAUUCUACAAAAAAAUGAAAAAUUAAUUACAAGCUUAAAAAAUGUGUCUCUAUUUUUUGAAAAUAAAUACAAAAACCAAAAUUCGUUAUAUAUUCGUGAUGACAAAAAAGAACAAUUCUUGAUAGACAAUAAAAUAGUUAAGAAAAAAUUAAAUAAUAUAUAUAAUAGGCAUUUUAUAUGUGAACAGAAGGACCUAAUUAUUAUUAGGAAAACAAAUAUUAUAUUAAAAGCUCUAGGAGCUAAUAUGUUUGAUUUAUAUAAUGAUAUAAUUUUUACAGAUCGAGAUCAAAAAUCACAUGAAUAUUUAAUGAAAGAAAAUAGUAUCCAAAAAAAUAUUAUUCAUGAUUACAAUGAUACAAUUAUAAAUUUUGUUUCAAAAUUUAAAAAAUAUUUUACUUUUUCCAAUAAUGAGAAUCCUCCAAAUGGUCAGGAUAGUAUUGCAAAUGCUACACACACAUUAAAUAAUAAAGACAAUGAAAAUUUAAAAACAGACAAUAGCAAAACAUGGAAUAGCGGUCAAAUAAAAAACAGUUAUAAUAACAAUUAUUCAUCUGGCAUUAAUGAAUAUGAAGAUAAAGUAAAAAAUAACGUUUUAAACGACAUGACAAACAAAACGAAUGGCACAGAUCAUAAUACUUCCACUAGCAUGGAAGAAGAAAACAAAAAGAAAAAUUCGGAAAAAGAAAAAAAAAUAUACAUAUACAAUAUGAAUAAUAAAGAAUAUAUAACAUUCGAUAAAUUUAAAGAAACUCUAGUAAAUAUGAAACAAAAAAGAAAAAGAAAAUUAAGAAUCUUAUGUCUUGAUGGUGGAGGUAUUAGAGGAUUAUUAUCAAUCGAAAUUUUAAAAUGUAUUAAUAGUCAUUUAAAAAAAAAUUUAUUUGAAUAUUUUGAUAUAAUAUGUGGAACAAGUACAGGUGCCAUCAUAUCUAUAUUAAUAGGUUUAGAAAAAGCACAUUUAAAUGAAAUCGAAUUUUUAUAUAAUUUAUUAAUUAAUAAAAUAUUCCAAAAGGAUACAUAUGCAGUUAGAAGUACUAGAUAUUUAUUGAAACAUUCAUAUUAUGAUUCAAGUGUGCUAAAUAAUAUUCUAAAUACAUUUUUUAAAAAUACGAAAAUGUUCCAUUAUAAUUCCGAUUUUUUCACUCCAUACGUAUUUACAGUCUCAACACAAAUGAAUAUUACACCUGUCCAACCUGUCAUAUUAAAAAAUUAUCAUGUCAAUUUAAAUAGAAUAACAGAAUUAAACAAGCCAAAUGAGCAAAUGCUAUAUACAGCUAAAAAAGAAACAAGCGAUAUAUUAAAUCGUGGUUCUGCUUCACAUAAAUAUGAUGCAUCUGAAAAUAUUGGAGAUAAUAGCAAAGUUGUGGAUAUAAAUAAUAGUUACUCUAAAGGUAAUAAUAAUAUAGAUGCCAUAAAUCAAGAAGAAAUUCAAAGUUAUGCUAAUUUAGACGAUAACAAAAAUUUACAUGAAUAUUACAAUAGUAGAGAAAAAUUAAAAGACAACAAUAAAAGUAUAAAUAAUGAAAUUCAUAUAAAUAAAAAUAUUCAUGAUGUAAGCAUAUAUAAAAGUUUUUAUAAUAUUUUUGUAAAAUAUGUUUUAAGAUGUACUACAGCUGCUCCUGGAUUUUUUAAUUUUUUUUCCUUUGAUGAUAAUAUAUAUGCUGAUGGGGCCAUAUGUUUUAAUAAUCCUACUCUAAUAAGUUUAAAUGAAAUGAAAUUGAUUUUUUAUAAUUAUUUAAAUAAAAAAAAAAAUAAUAUAUUUAAUAAAAUAAAAUAUUCAGUAAAAAAGGACAUCACAAAUGAACCAGAACAAAAUGAUGCAAUAAAUUUAAAUGACUAUAUAGAUUGCAUAGUAAGUAUAGGAACAGGAAAAUUUCAACCAAAAAUAACACACGAAUAUAACGACAAUAAAGAGCAGGACACAUUUUUAAGAUGGGACGUAUUAUUAAAACAAAUUGUAUUCUCCAUUACAAAUACAGAACUAACUCAUGAUACAUGUAAUAAUUUAUUAGAUAAAAAUAAAUACUUUCGAUUUAAUUGUUUUAUUAACAAUGUAAAAUUAGACGAAACAUCACCUGAAAUUAUUACUAAAUUGAAACAAGUAGGAAAAAGAUAUUUUGAAGACGAUAAAUAUAAUCAACAAAAACUAAUUCAAUUAAUAAAUAUAUUAGAAGAUAAAAAAGAUGUAAAUGAAUAUAUACAAAACCAAAAAAAAAUAUGGAAUCCUUCUUAUAUAGAUCAUAUUAAAUCAAAAAUAUAUAACUUUUUUUUCCCAAAAAAUAAAAAAUCAAUAAAUAGAGAAGUAUCUCCAAUAGCUGAGUCUUCUCAAAAUAGCAACAUUAGCAAGGAUGGAAGUUUGGACGAAAGUGAAUCUAUGAAAAAUGAAAACCAAAAAAAUACAAACUUAUAUAGUGACUUCAAUUUUAAUUUCUUGAAUGAUGAUAAUAAAUUUGACAUAUCAAAUAUCGAUGAAAUUUUAGAAAUAAUAAAUAGAAAUAGUAAUAAUUUUCCACAAAGUAAAAAUACACCAAAUGGUUUUUUUCAAUAUUUUACUAAUUUAUUUUAUAAUAACAGUAAUAAUAAAUUUAUAAAAAAAUUAGAAAAUAUGAACAAAAAUAAUAUAUUUAUUAAAAAAAAAAGAGAACCAAGUAAUUAUGUUAAUGUUACACCCAAUACAGGUAUUAGAGUUUUGUUAAAUGAAAUAUAUUUUAUUUUAUUAAAAAGAAAUAUUUAUUUUCAUACCGAUCAAAAUUGUCCAAUUAAUGGCAAUCCUCCAAAUGAUUAUGAUAUUAAUAUUCAAAAAUACAUUCCAUACCCUCCCGAUAAAAACAAUCAGCUUUCACACAUAAAUGAAAGUGGAGAUACAUUAAAAAAAAAUGAGCAUAACGAACAAAAUAGCAUGGAAAAUAAUUCUAAUAAUAAAAGUAUAAAGAAAUCAGAUUAUUUUAACAAUACCGAUCCUAAUAAUACAAAUAUCAUAAAAAAUAAUUAUGAAGAAAAUAAUAAUAAUUAUUUGUCCAAACUACCAAAUAAUAAUAAUGAACCCUGCUUAUAUAAUGAUGACACAAAUUUACCUAACAUUGUCGAAAAUACAAAUUUAAUUAAAAAGAAGAAUAUUAAAGACAUAAUGAGUUCUUAUAAUGUUAACUACCAAUUUUUUAAGUCAAUUAAUCCAGAUUCACUCGAAAUAAAAAAAAAUAUGAUAUUUAAUGUGCUAAGAAAUAUAUUUUUUAAAAAUGAUACAUAG
Messenger RNA from Plasmodium vinckei vinckei, 6066 nucleotides. RefSeq names its product patatin-like phospholipase, putative. Bases 1 to 6066 code for a protein of 2021 amino acids. Lineage: Eukaryota; Apicomplexa; Aconoidasida; Haemosporida; Plasmodiidae. Gene Ontology annotation, biological process: fatty acid metabolic process. The transcript is spliced from 2 exons. Gene Ontology annotation, molecular function: glycerophospholipase activity. The record is from RefSeq and is a predicted model, not a curated record. Gene Ontology annotation, cellular component: membrane.